AUGUGCUAUAAGAGAAUAUUACAUAAAUUCUCACGAUACAGUAACCCAGUUUUUUUUAAAUCUAACCUAUUAAACUUCGUAAAAUUUACAAAUAAAAAAAUGUCUACGGAUAUAAAAUCUCUGGAAAAAUCUAAAUCUAUAUUAAAAAAGAUGUAUUUUGCUGGUGUUCAUGCAGUUUCACCAAAAACUCUGGUAGUGAAUAAAGUUAAGUUUAAAAAUAAAGUGUUAUAUGUUGGAGAUGAAAGUUUUGAACUUAAAGAAAAUGUUUAUUUAAUUGGUUUUGGCAAAGCUGUUAUGGGUAUGGCACUUGUUCUUGAGCAUAUGCUUGGGGAUUAUUUAAAGAAGGGUAUAGUUAGCAUUCCUUCUGCAUCAGCAGAAGCAAUGUGGGAGUCUGAAGACAAAUCAUAUUUUCCUAAAUUAGGAACUAGUGCAGUAACAUAUUAUGAAGGUGGUGAGAAUAAUCAACCAGAUGAUAGAAGUCUAGAAACAACACAUAAAAUCAUAGAUUUAGUAGAAGAUCUGACAGAAAAUGAUUCUUUAAUUGUAUUGAUAUCAGGUGGUGGUUCUGCAUUACUUUAUAUGCCAAGACCAGUAAUUGAUCGUGAUGAUAAACUGCAUCUCUGUAAAAUGCUUCAAAAUGCAGGAGCUGAUAUUAAAGAACUUAAUACAGUCAGAAGCAAAUUAUCUAUGGUAAAAGGUGGUGGUUUGGCUCGAAUGGCUUACCCAGCUUCUGUUGUCAGUUUGAUAUUGUCUGAUAUUGUAGGUGAUCCCCUAAAUUUAAUUGCAAGUGGUCCAUUAGUGUACAGUAAUAAAAGACCAAAAGAUGUAAUAGACAUAUUAAAAAAAUAUGAAUUGUAUAAUCAUGUAGAAGGUGAUGUGAAAAAAGUUUUGAUAGCCAAGGAAACUUUUAAGGAUAAACCAAUGCUGACUCGAAGAAAAGAAUUUAAACAUGUAUCUAAUGUUAUUUUGGGAAAUAAUGUUGUAGCAAUUGAAGCAGCUUCUUCAGAAGCAUAUCGCAACAAGCUUACUCCAAUAAUAUUAAGACCAGAUGUUGUAGGUGAUGUACAUGAUGUCAGUUUAGCAUAUGUUCAUAUAACAAGUUUAGUAUGCCUAGCAUUAGAUAAAACAUUAGAAAAGGAGGAAUUUUUUGAAAAAGUAAAGGAUAUCCCUAUACUUUCAUUAUCUGCUCCUAAGGUGGAUGAAAUUUUUAAUUUGAUUGAUAAUGUUAGUGAAGAGGGAUUGGUAUUGAUUGGAGGAGGAGAGCCAACAGUUGUAGUUAAAGGAAAAGGAAAAGGUGGUAGAAAUCAAGAAUUAGCACUACAUUUUUCCUUAGAUUGGUUGGCAAAAAUCAAAAGUUAUCCUCGGUUUUCGGAAUAUGACGUAAUAAUGUUAAGUGCAGGAACAGAUGGUCAAGAUGGUCCAACUGAUGCAACAGGAGCAUUUGGUUAUCCUGCUAUUGGUCCAAUGAUUCAUGAUUUACAUGCAUUAGUGAAAUCUAUAGCAUCAAAAGUGAUAGUUCGAGAAGAGGAGAAAAAGGAGGCCAUUAGAAAAAAGAAAGAAGAACAGGAACAGUAUGACAUAAAGCAACAGCAACAUGAAGAAAUAUGCAAAAUGCAAGAACUAAGUGGUUAUUUAACAACUAAAAAAGUAGAUAAGCAAGAUAAAGUUCAAAAUGAAAUAGAGGAAGAACUUGCUUUGGGUAAAGAUGAAGCAGCAGAAGGUGAUAUGGAAAAUAUACUUCCAUUUAUAUAUCGAACAAUGGAAGUGGAACGUAUGUUACCCGAAAAUUCUUUAAAAGAAAAUGAUACAUACAAUUUGUACUCUCGAUUUAAAAAAGGUGCGGAUUUAUUCAAAACUGGCUUUACUGGAACUAAUGUUAUGGAUUUACACUUUAUUUAUAUAAAAAAACGUAACUGUGACUGCAAAAUAGAUUUUGAAAAAGAAGUAUUUGAAAAUCCUUUAGACAUGCACGAUUUAUAUAUUGAUCCUUCAACUAUUGAAAAGUAUAGAAAUUUGUAUAAACGAGAUCUUUUCAAAUGGGAUAAAUUUUUGUAUAGACCAUCACUUUUGGUCAAAGAAAAAGAUGAUCGACUUAAUAUAAAAAUUAUUGAUGAUAAUUUGGCUGAUCCUUGUUGUCGCAGAGAUAGAAAAUUUCCACCGAAAAAUCUUUUGAAGGAUAAAGAACUUCCAAUAUGA
Molecule: messenger RNA, 2196 nt
Organism: Habropoda laboriosa
Lineage: Eukaryota; Metazoa; Arthropoda; Insecta; Hymenoptera; Apidae
Product: glycerate kinase
Exons: 2
Coding region: 1-2196 (731 amino acids)
Biological process (GO): protein phosphorylation
Cellular component (GO): cytoplasm
Molecular function (GO): glycerate kinase activity
Source: RefSeq, a predicted model, not a curated record